Coregonus sp. 'balchen' is the source of this 8416-nucleotide messenger RNA. The record is from the annotation of a GenBank genome assembly. Lineage: Eukaryota; Metazoa; Chordata; Actinopteri; Salmoniformes; Salmonidae.
AUGAGCCGAGCAUCCAGCAGUAGGCUCUCGGAGGCCCCUCAGAGGGUGACCCACAGCAACCGAAUGAGCAUGGUUGAUGCAACACCUCAGGGGUAAGUUGGCGGCCUUGGCGCUGCUUCAAAUAGGUACAAUUGCUAUGUCUUUGCAAUGAUAAGACUUAUGUGGAUAUUUGUUUAACUACAGCAAACAACCAGCCUUCGGAAAGUUGAACAUUCCUAAACCCCAAUCUGGAACAUCUGAGAGAACCAGCUUUUUUGGAAGUCGGUAAGUCCCACAUACUACCUUAGAAUGGUAUGUCAGAUGACUGUUAUAGAUACGUACUCAUCACCAUGGAAGACCUCUCUUGCACUGCCCAACUAGACGACUACAUAUUGGAGUAAUACAAAACUAUUUGAUGGAGAGCCUGUCAAUUUGCAUAUAGUCAGUCACUAAGAGCUCUUGGUAGCAUUUCCAUAUGGUUGCAUACUAAUGAUCUGAUUAACUCUCUUCAGGACCAGUGGUGCUGGCAUGGCUCGCGACAGUGCCUUUGGAGGUGCAGAUAAAGUGAAGGAUCCCCGGCCCUUACACGAUAAGGCCUUCGUUCAGCAAUGUAUCAGACAGCUGUGUGAGGUACAGUGAGGGAAAAAAGUAUUUGAUCCCCUGCUGAUUUUGUACGUUUGCCCACUGACGAAGACAUGAUCAGUCUAUAAUUUUAAUGGUAGGUUUAUUAUUUAUGCAUAGUCACUUUAACUCUACCCACAUGUACAUAUUACUUCAACUACCUCAACUAGCCGGUGCCCCCGCACAUUGACUCUGCACCGGUACCCCCCUGUAUAUAUAGCCUCCCUACUGUUAUUUUAUUUUACUUCUGCUCUUUUUUUCUCAACAAUUUUUUGCUUUAUUUUACUUUUUUAUUAAAAAUAAAUGCACUGUUGGUUAAGGGCUGUAAGUAAGCAUUUCACUGUAAUGUCUACACCUAUUGUAUUCGGCGCAUGUGGCCAAUAAAAUUUGAUUUGAACAGUGAGAGACAGAAUAACAACAACAAAAAAUCCAGAAAAACACAUGUAAAAAAUGUUAUAAAUUGAUUUGCAUUUUAAUGAGGGAAAUACGUAUUUGACCCCUCUGCAAAACAUGACUUAGUACUUGGUGACAAAACCCUUGUUGGCAAUCACAGAGGUCAGACGUUUUUUGUAGUUGGCCACCAGGUUUGCACACAUCUCAGGAGGGAUUUUGUUCCACUCCUCUUUGCGGAUCUUCUCCAAGUCAUUAAGGUUUCGAGCCUGACGUUUGGCAACUCGAACCUUCAGCUGCCUCCACAGAUUUUCUAUGGGAUUAAGGUCUGGAGACUGGCUAGGCCACUCCAGGACCUUAAUGUGCCUCUUCUUGAGCCACUCCUUUGUUGCCUUGGCCGUGUGUUUUGGGUCAUUUUCAAGCAGGAAUACCCAUCCACGACCCAUUUUCAAUGCCCUGGCUGAGGGAAGGAGGUUCUCACCCAAGAUUUGAUGGUACAUGGCCCCGUCCAUUGUCCCUUUGAUGCAGUGAAGUUGUCCUGUCCCCUUAGCAGAAAAACACCCCCAAAGCAUAAUGUUUCCACCGCCAUGUUUGACGGUGGGGAUGGUGUUCUUGGGGUCAUAGGCAGCAUUCCUCCUCCUCCAAACACGGCGAGUUGAGUCGAUGCCAAAGAGCUCGAUUUUGGUCUCAUCUGAACACAACACUUUCACCCAGUUCUCCUCUGAAUCAUUCAGAUGUUCAUUGGCAAACUUCAGAUGGCCCUGUAUAUGUGCUUUCUUGAGCAGGGGGACCUUGCGGGCACUGCAGGAUUUCAGUCCUUCUCGGCGUACUAUGUUACCAAUUGUUUUCUUGGUGACUGGUCCCAGCUGCCUUGAGAUCAUUGACAAGAUCCUCCCAUGUAGUUCUGGGCUGAUUCCUCACCGUUCUCAUGAUCAUUGCAACUCCACGAGGUGAGAUCUUGUAUGGAGCCCCAGGCCGAGGGAGAUUGACAGUUCUUUUCUGUUUCUUCCAUUUGCGAAUAAUCGCACCAACUGUUGUCACCUUCUCACCAAGCUGCUAGGCGAUGGUCUUGUAGCCCAUUCCAGCCUUGUGUAGGUCUACAAUCUUGUCCCUGACAUCCUUGGAGAGCUCUUUGGUCUUGACCAUGGUGGAGAGUUUGGAAUCUGAUUGAUUGCUUCUGUGGACAGGUGUAUUUUAUACAGGUAACAAACUGAGAUUAGGAGCACUCCUCUCAGCUCGUUACCUGUAUAAAAGACACCUUGGAGCCAGAAAUCUUUCUGAUUGAGAGGGGGUCAAAUACUUAUUUCCCUCAUUUAAAAUGCAAAUCAAUUUAUAAACAUUUUUGACAUGGGUUUUUCUGGAUUUUUUUGUUGUUAUUCUGUCUCUCACUGUUCAAAUAAACCUACAAUUAAAAUUAUAGACUGAUCAUUUCAUUGUCAGUGGGCAAAUGUACAAAUCAGCAGGGGAUCAAAUACUUUUUUCCCUCACUGUAUAUCUAACUCAUAAUACAGGUUUUUAAACAGAAUUCCUCAUAGCACAAAUGAUUUCCCCCUUGUUCUCCCUAGUUUCUGAUAGAGAAGGGGUUUCCUGGUAUAGUGUCAGUAAAGUCUCUCCAGGGUCCCUCCACCAAGGAGUUCCUGCGGAUCUUUGAGUUCCUCUACUGCCUCAUUGAUCCCACCUUCCAGAUGCCAACCUCCAAAGUGGAGGAAGAGGUCCCCAGGAUUCUCAAAGACUUGGGGUAAAUCAAUAAUUUUGAAAUAAUGUGAUGCAAACAUCAACUGACAAUUUCUACAUGUUUGCAUGCUAGCAGGUUCAUGUCUACUGACAACUAUCUCUCUGCUGGCAGGUAUCCAUUUCCACUCUCUAAAAGUUCCAUGUUCUCUGUGGGAGCUCCACAUACCUGGCCACAGGUGUUGGGGGCUCUGAUCUGGCUCAUUGAUACUUUGAAGGUGGGUAUUAGACAGCCCAGUAGGAGAUGACCUCUUAAGGUUCUACAUGUGACAAUUCCACCUGCAAUUAGUGUCAAAUGUCAAUAACCUACCAGUAGUAAUGACUGAGGUAAACCAAUUAGAUACAUACAUACAUGCCCUUCUUUUUUUCUGGCCAGUUUAAACAACUUUCCAUAUUUGACUUGAGACUGACUUGACAUUAUCUGGCCAGGUUUUGUAGUGUUUUGGCACUCAUUUCGUGGCAGAGUCUAUGUGGAUUACUCUACACACAGCGAGAGACGGUUGCAACAGAUUGGCUAGUGAAACGCACACUCGGCACUGAAUGGACUAGCAAACUGUCAAUCAACACAGGUUGGAUGAGCUAGCGAACAGAUUGCUGAUUUGCUGUACAGCUAUAGGCUCGGGUGCAGCUCAAAUGUCAAAUUGUAGUGAGAGAGGAUUGACAUAAAUAAAUAUGCAGUACUAAAAAAUGUUGGUGAUCAAUAAUAUAAAGUUUACUUUGCAAGCUCCCCAGCAAUGGGGCAACAAUUACUAGCAUAGGACUACUGGUCUUUUGGUGUGUAACAAUUACUUGAAAUUUAUGAUUUACUUAUGAAGCUUGCAUUUGGAAUUUGUUAAAAUGAAUGAUUAGCCUACUGUGGGAAGAAUCUCAGAAUUCCUGCAAGUGGAGUGCUUUUUCUCUUGUUGAAAUGUUUAAAUGCACAGGCCCUAUGUGGUAAAUCUACAUUCAAUUUAAUACUAAAAUAAUUGAUAGCGUAUCAUUCCAUACUGUUUAUUGCAACACAUGGACAUUUCGGUUUCAUGUUUGAUAGGCUUAUGAUACAUUUUCAUUUAGCCAACCAUUUCUUACCCUGCUCUGAGUGGACGCAAUGUUUUUAUAGUGCACAUGAACGUUUGCAAGACUCAUGAGGUAGAAGUGCUGUUUAUUUAAUUAAAUGUAUGGUUUCCUUUGUUCACAUUUUCCGGGGUAUGUCGGAGUUCCGUGUGCCUAUGUUGCUGUCAUUUUCGUUGUGGGUAAUAGGAGCUCGCGCCUCGGUGCGCAUAGAACGCUUUGGCGUCAGAAUGUUGAAUAAGAUAAUGAUUGUUCCAUGUAUGUGUGGUGGUGAAAUGGCAUUAAAAAUAAUUACAUCUGAUUUUAAGAGUAAUGUAUCAAUGGAUGUAAAAAAUUCCUUUUCCAUUGUAGAACCAGUUUAUUGGUUGGAAUUGUAUGGUCCUGGGGGCCAAGCGCUUAUUAUGUAUGCCUAUCUGUUUGAGCUCCUGUUAGACAGAUUCGGGCUGUACAGUCUUGCCCUUUACCUUUGUUCAAUCAGAUAGGACAGGUUAAGCCUGAGAGGCAAUUUAUUUUGGGCUCUUGCCCGUGUAUAUUUGGUAAAUCUACUUGUAUAUUUUGUAUUAUAUGGCGCUUUCACCAUUGGCUCACCAAGACCUGUAAAUAAAUCUACACUCUGAGCACGUCAACCUGCCUUGUUUUCUGCUGACUUCAUGCCCUUAUGACUGCUACAAGGUCCCUAUUUUACAAUUGGAGUAGACAAAAUAAUGAAAAGGGACGUCUGGUAGCCUCAAUAAAUAGACAAAGAUUUGUUGUUGGACAAGUCGUUGCAUGUAUAAGUUUUUAUUUUACUUGACUUGAUUUGGAAACUUGUGACUUGACUUGCUCUUAGAAUGCACGAGUUGGACUUGACUUGAGUAUUGACCCGUUCUACUUGGGACUCAACUUGAGAAUUGCUUGUGACUUGACUAAUCGUGACUUGCUCCCACCUCCGCUAAGCAGUGGCUAAAAUGUGACCUGUUGCUCCUUCAAGAACAUCGAUAAUGAUCACCAAGAUGUCAUGCACACUGUAUUUUGCAGAUAUUUUGCAGCAUGGCUGAACAACAGGACAUGCUCUUCUCCAAUUCUGAUGGCAGCACGGAGAUCGAGGAGGGUAUUGAGUUCGGCAAGGUAGUGUUAUCAAAGAUGGUUUAGCAUGAAGAUGCCUAAACUGUUUCUCCAGUAGAAAUCCCUGAUCACGCUUGUAGGCGACAUCAGCUAAGCUUGUGCGCAAAAAAACGUCAUUCGUCUAAUGGUCGUGUCGCAUCGACCUGCGCAUGUGCAUGCCGUCAAAUCACGGCACGCUUUCGAUGAAUUUUGACGAAUCAAAAUGUGUUGAUUUGUCACCUUUGCGGUUGGAGUAAUAACAUGUUCAGCUAAAGACGUUAGCUCGAAUCUAGGUUGUGCCUUUUUAGAAAUCGAGAAAAUUCACAUCUAAGGAAGAAUUUCACUUCGCUCAUUGCCUUCCCAAAUCCCGGUUUGGUCUGCUUCGGGAGCGUUCCUGGAAGAUUUGCGAUGUUGGGCCUCUGGUGUUAUCUUACUCAACACAGCCAUUUAGGAAACCGGUUAGGCCUCUAGUUAACACUACUUUUAUACCCCCUCCGUCUCAAGCUCUUUCAUGACUACAGUGCUGAAACCUACCACAAGUUCAUGCAAGGAGCAGACACAUUUGAAGAAGAGGACAAUGAAUAUCUCGCUAAUUUAAGUAAGCAGUGGUGACUGACAUCGCUGUACAAAGUGAAUAUUAGUAACAUGCCAUAUGUAAUAACCGCAAAGUAAAACUCUAACCUAUUUCCAUAGAGAAACUGUACAGUGUGGACAAAGAUCUUCUGGUGUCAAUGGAGGAGAAGUACAGGAUGCUGAGUGACAAGGUUGCGCGGAUGGAGAAAGAAAGUCAAAUGGUUAGUCACUCACUUUGAAUCCAUAAGGACGUUGGUCAUUGACGUACUGCGACAGCAUCAUAGCUCUAGGUCCAGUUUAAGCUGUUGAGUACAGUAACUGUACUGAUUCCUUUUGGAUGGAACAUGGAGGCUUGGAUGUUUUAUUUUUUUAAUAACUAUUUCUUGUUGAGCAGGAUAGAUUGGAAUCCAAACGAGUGGAGAAAGUGAAACUGUCCACAGACCUGCAGAAGCUUAAGAGCUAUCGCAAUGAGGUGAUGUCGUUCAAAGCCACCUUGGAGAACAAAGCCUCAGGACUGUCUGAGGAGCUGAAAGCAUCAGGUAAAAAUCUGUAGUGGAGAAAGUAUUGUCUGGAGUAAAAGUAAAGAUUCCUUAAUAGAAAAUGACUCAAGUGAAAGUCACCCAGUAAAAUAUGAUUUUAAUAAAAGUGUUUUAUUUUAAAUAUACUUAAGUAUCAAAAGUAAGUCAUUUCAAAUUCCUUAUUAGGCUAAUCAGAUGGCACAAUUUUCUCUUUAAUUUAUGGAUAGCCAGGGGCACACCCCAACAGACAUUUACAAACGAAGUAUUUGUUUAGUGAGUCUGCCAGAUCAGACAGUAAGGAUGACCAGGGAUGUUCUCUUGAUAAGUGUGUGAAUUGGACAAUUUUCCUGUUAAAAUGUAACGAGUACUUUUGGGUGUGGGGGGGAAUACAUUAUUUUCUUAAGGAAUUUAGUGAAGUAAAAGUUAAGUACAGACACUCCAAAAUAACUACUUAAGUACAAAUACUUUAAAGUAAAACUUAAGUAUUUUACACCGCUGAGAAAUCCCCUGGCGGAAUGGUGUUCCUUGUAACAUGUUAAAUCUUUGCUCAGUAGCAGCAGUGCUGAUAUAGGAUCAGUUUUGCCUUAGACCGUUUUUUUAAUACAAGCCCUGGUCCUGUAACUGGCCGUUGGAAGACUACUAGCAAUUGCUACUCUUGAAAUGCUGAACAGUUGUCGUCUAAUGUCUCCAUUUAUUUUGUCCCUUGCAGGUCUGCAGGUGGAGACCCUGAAACAGGAGCAGUCGAGGCUCCAGCACAUCCUGUCCAACCAGAAGUUCACCUCUGCAGACAUCGAGCGGGACAUCUGGGAGAAAAGGGAGCUGCAGAAGACCAUCAACAGCCUAAACAAGAGCCUGGAGCUGGCUCAGCAGCACAUGUGGAAAGAGGAGAUUGCUCUGACCAAGGUCAAAGAGACAGUAAGUGAAGAGGAUGCUGGAGGGGCUACUUAACUGGGGUACAUUCAUUAGGACAUGCUACUGACAGUUUUGCAACAGGAAAUUCACUACAACUUUCUCUCCCUGUUUCAGUCCAUUUUCUGCCAUUUGGUGCCUAAUGAAUAUGACCCUGGUGUUGCCCAAUGCUAAUCCAAAAUAUGUAAUAAGUAUGAUUAAUAUUCUCCCGCCUUGUUUAGGCUGAAGAGAAGCUAGCCGAGUACCACAAGCUGGCUCGCAAACUGAAGCUCAUACCUGUGUCUGCUGAAAAUGCUUGUGGCCAUGACUUUGAGAUCAGGACCACGACAGAAUACAAGCCAUCGACUAUGAUCCAAUACAGAACACAGAUUUAAGUGUGUUGAUUAUUUCGCUCACUUUAUUACAUCCCUUUUGGGCACUGUGUUGGAAUUUUUUUUAAAGCUGUUAAUUAUUCAUUUUACAGAAUCCACUGAAGAAAAUGAUCACUGAUGUGGAAGAAGAGUGUAGUCGGCUGAAAAACAAGACAUUUGUUCUGGAAGAGUCUAUGGAACAGGUAUGAGACCAGUCUGUACGUAAAAAAAAUAAAAAAAUAAAUAAAAAGAUGGAACAUGCAUGUUUUGCUUUGAGGUUCUAAUAUGGACUCGUUCUCUUUCAGGUUAAUUCAAAUAUUUCAGAAAAGGCAAACGACUUGAAACAACUGAGAGCGCAAAUUCGUAGGGUAGACAAGCAGCUUGAACACCACAUGCAGGUAUGUUAUCACAACAUUAUCCAAGUGUAAAAUAUAAAAAUGGAAGUCUUUAUCCAUGGGUGUGUAGAAUAGGGACCUUGUGCCGGCCCUUUCUGCUGAAGAUAUUGCUCCCCUGUAGCCACUGGAUCCCACCACUGCCACCAAAUGUAGAAUAAUAACUUGUGUGGCCGAGGGCUGUCCUUUUCUCACAAUGGGAACAGACGUGCUGUCAUGUUUAAUGGUGUAGCAAAUGUUUUGCAGAAAGGGGAGUAGGUUUUUCUCCUUCGCUUAUCCAUGGUGUGUAGGAGAUCGACAGUGAGGAGCAGAAGUGGGCUGCUGAGAUGGAGAAUGUGGAGAAGCACAGGACGCUACUGGAGAAGAAGGUGACCUUAGGAUAUGAUGACGCCAUGGAAGAGUUGAAAGCCGCCAAGCAACAGUGAGUGCUCCUUUCACCAUUAUCACAUGAAGUCUGCAAUGUUUUUAACUGUUUUUUCAUUGCGCAUAGAUUCAUUUUACGGGAUGUUUUUCCAGUAAUUUUUACAUGUUUUUCUUAACAGGUACCAGAUUGUGUUGCAAGAAACCAAAGAGGCACGGCGGACUGUGGUGAACAACCUAGCCGGCGUGUUCACCACGGCUAUCGACCACCUGUCCAUUGUAGACGUCAGUCCUAAAUGGGGAACCGUUUGUAACAUGCUAUAUUUUGUCAAAUAUGAAUUCUGUGCCACAAAUGCAAACGUUCUCAUCCCUAACAUUAAUUCAAGGCCUCAUUCCUUCAUACGGUGACUUGUUUAACCACUGAUCCUGAAUAUGAAUUUUGACCCUUUUCCAGAAAUGA